AAUUCAAUCUACUACGGAGUAGACGAUUUGGUUGGCCGACAUUUUUCCACGUUUUUUAGUCGUAACGUUGGCGGUACUAGGUAGAGUAAAAUCCAAAAUGGCGUUAAUCGCUAAAGGGAAUAGCCGCAGUAAUUUGUUUAUUUUCUAAAAAUAUGUAGAAUAUCUACUUUUACAUGUGCAAAUGUGUAGUAAAAAUUUACAAAGUUAUGUUUUAAAUAUAAUCCACUUAUAUUGAACAUCAUUUUCACCGAUAGAGAAGGAUUCAAUUAUUGUUAUGAGAAUGCUGAAGUGCCGUAUUAUAUGAUUACUAGCCUAGUUUCAACAGUUUCAAUAAAUCAAUAAAAAGUAUGUCUGCACCACAGUCUGAAGCUCGACCAAGAGGAAGACCACCAAAAUUAAAAACUGUUUGUACUUGGUGUGGUGAGACAAAGUUGCCACUGAAAUAUGUUUUGCCAACGCAACAUGGCAAGAAAGAGUUCUGCUGUGAAACUUGCUUGGCAGAAUUUCGCAAAGCAUAUGUCCGAGGAGCUUGUGUACAGUGUGAUAACGUCAUAAGAGGGACACCAGUUAGACUGGAACAAAAAAAUGAACCUCCUAAAGAUUUUUGUUCCUCGGUAUGUUUAAAUAAGAAUCAAAGAAAAGAGGCUCAAGAAGAUACCAAAAAGGUCAGUGAUGAGCAGCCAUCGUUAGCAAACUCACCAGUGCCAAACUCUAAUAAACAAACAGUAGAAUAUUCAAAUAAGCCAGUAAACGUUAAUAAUUCUGCCUCAACGUCGAGUGGAACUUUUCAAUAUGAGACUUAUCCAACCUUUGACUGGAAUUCAUAUCUUAAGGAAACCAAUAGUAUAGCUGCGCCAAUCGAGUGUUUCAAACAACAUCCUGAACCACCUGUUAAUGAAUUUCAAAUAGGAAUGAAACUGGAAGCAUUGGAUCCACGCAAUGUUACAUCAACUUGCAUUGCCACAGUAGUAGGGAUUCAUGGGCCCAGACUCAAAAUUAGAUUAGAUGGUUCAGAUAACAAAAAUGACUUUUGGCGUUUAGUAGAUAGUAAUGAAAUUAAUCCAAUUGGUCAUUGCGAAAAAUCUGGUGGCAUGUUGCAGCCUCCACUUGGUUUUCGCAUGAAUGCCUCUGGUUGGCCACAGUUUUUAUUAAAGACUUUAAAUGGAGCAGAAAUGGCACCAUCAAAAAUUUUCAAACAUGAACCUAAAAAACCUCGGAGUAAUAUGUUUGAAGUUGGACAAAAAUUGGAAGCUGUUGAUAAGAAAAAUCCUCAACUUAUAUGCACAGCAACGAUUGGAGCUGUAAAAGAUGACAUGAUACAUAUAACUUUUGAUGGAUGGAAAGGUGCGUUUGAUUAUUGGUGUAGAUAUGAUUCAAGAGACAUUUUUCCUGUAGGAUGGUGUUCAAAAAGUGGACAUCCAUUACAGCCACCUAGACAGAAAACAACAGGACCCAAUCGCUUUAAAUCUAGAACAAGUAAUGUACUCCCAGUUAUGGGUUUAUCUGGAAGUGGCACUGGAAGAGAACCAGCUGUAGCAUUAACAAGUCCAGCAGGUUCAAGUGCACCACCCCAACCGGCAACAGAGCCUGAUACCAGUACAACUAGUAGUAAAACAAUAUCUAUUGAUAAUAUUAAUUUUUAUGUUAAUCAUAGCUGUUCGUGUGGUCCUUACUUUGACCCAAGAAAAAUCAAAGCUUUACCAGCUCAGUUUGGUGGUCAACCUAAGUCAGUCAUUAAGGAUGUUUUUCAAGCAUUUUUAAUGGCAGCAAUAAGCCCUAGACAAAUAUUAAGUUUAUUUAAACGAGGCGAAGGUGAGAGUAUUUCUUUGAUAAUUGAAAGUAAACCAACUACAGUUAUAUUACCUGUGUUUAUGGAAGAAGAUGAUGUGUAUGUGUAUAUGAAACGGCAACUAGAAGAUUUAUGUGCAUGUGAGCAUAUGAUAUUCAGAAGGAAAGAAGUAUGUAAAAAGUGCCCCGUUGAGCAACAAAAUCAUAAUGUCAGAGAAGAACUGACUAACGGAACGGGAGAGAAAAGAAAGUGGUCUACUGAUAAACAGGAGAGUACAGCAAGCAUACAACAAACACAAGUACAAAAAACUACCGAGCCAACUGCAAGUCAUCACACUGUAUCUGAAGUUCCACCGGCAAAACAACAGAAGAAAGCUGAAACAGAGUUUCAAGCAGCGACUUCUACUACACAAAAUGAGAAUCCUAUACAGCGAGUUCAGACAAUAGAACCUGCUGAAUGGACAAUCGAAGAUGUGAUACAAUACAUAGCAAUGACAGAUCCAGCAUUAGAACUACAUGCUGAUCUUUUCAGAAAACAUGAAAUUGAUGGGAAGGCCUUGUUACUUUUAAAUUCUGAUAUGAUGAUGAAGUACAUGGGAUUAAAACUUGGUCCAGCACUGAAAAUCUGUAAUUUGGUUACUCGUAUCAAGGGUAGACGGCAUUUUUCACUGUGAUUAUUUUAUUCGCACAAAAAGCUGUAAAUUUACAUGCAUCCGCAUAGUUCUAUGCAUAGUACCAUAAUUUGUUUAUUUUAUUUGUUAAAUUGUACCUAUGUACCUCAGAGAAACAUUUACAGUAAAAGUGACGACUACAUAUUAACGUUUUUUACGUGCUUAACAAUAAUUAAAAAUAUAAGCUUUAUACUGUAGGUUUGUUAUCAAAUCUCGUAGGCAGAAAAUUACGCCUAAAUUAUUAUAAAUUUCAAAUCAGUUUUUGAAUAUUACAUCUCGAUAAUAUUCAUGAAAUGAAACUAAUUGUCGAAGUAGAUGUUAAACAAAUAACUGAGAUGUGAUUUUCAAUUUGUUUUACUGUAUAUGUUUCUUAUUCUUAUUAAAAAUAGUUUUUAAAGUUAUUGAAUAUAGUUCACUAACUUUCAAAACUCAUUACAACUUAAAUUUGUAUAUAAAGAUCGUAUACUUGUAAAAUUCAUUCAAUUUUUUUUAUUAUUAGAACAUAUUGAAAUGAAUAAUCUCAAUGAUUGAAAAACCGUGGAAAUAGAUGACACCGAUUUUCACGUAAUUUUCAAAUUAAAAAGCAAAAAACAGAACGAAUUCAAAUUGAAAUAAAAGUAAAAAGUAAACCACAAUUGGUUUUUGCAAACAGUUGAUUGUGAGCCUAACUUUGGGAAUGGAAAAAAAUGUAGUAAUGAUACAUUACUCAGUCUCACUCCAAAGAAGUUUCGAUUGUGUUGAUAAUAUUUCAAUUUUUUUAAAAGACAAUAGCCAAUAGCCAUGAGAGAAACCACAUGAUAUUUAAUGCAGUAAGAAUUAGAAUAGAAAUUUUUUAUAGCUGAAAUUUUUCAAUUUUAAAGAAAGUUAUUUAUUGUUUUUUAUUUGAAAUGAUUGCAGUUUGCUAUAUGCAUGUUCUAAUCUUACUUUGUAAAAAUAUCAACUGUGAUUCUUAAAAUUUUAAGAUGGCUCAGGAGAUUGGCUGAAAAAAUCUUGUAAUUAUUGUAAAAUGAUGUGACAUGAUUAAAAAUUAAUCAUUUACUAAUUUAGAGGAAAGGUAAUGUUAAAUGAACAUUAUUUUGUGCGUUGUAUACUAAGUUAGAUUUAAUGAACUUUGUCUAUUUACUUUGUUUAAUCUGUAGUAUAGAUAUAAAAUGUCGACUUCUAUAAAACAAAAAAAGUUAAAAAAAAAAUAGUUGUGAAACAGCUUCCCCUUGAGUUCUGUCUACCACAAAUAUUAAAAAUAAAAGCCUAAAAAAUUUAUUCACGUGAAUAUCGUACUAUCAUGCGUAAUAAAUUCCAUUUGUAAUAAAUGAUUAUCGUAUAAUUUAUUACAUCAAAACCCUAUAAACACGAGCCUUGCAUAACUUUGUUUCAUUUUUUUUUAUUUUUAAAGUAUUAAUGAUCGAAUACCAUUCUAUUAUUAUAGAGCUUUUAUUAUCAUUGAAUUAAUUAAUUUUUUAUGUAAUUCACAAAUGCUACGCUAAAAAUUUUCAGAUUAAUAAAGUGUUAUACAAAAAUAAUGGUAUAAAUGAUGAGUUUAAACGAACGAAAAGGAAGCGCCACUUCACCUUUCGUCUCGCGGUCUCGGGCAUUUCGCUGGAACGAUGGAAGCGCCAAAGCCAAGCAGAACAAGCUUCCCAGAUAACACAGGGGGCCUAUUCUGAAAAAAAAUUUUGUGGUAAAUCAGUUUGUCACUUCAGUUUACCACAGAAUUAAUCACUUUAGAUGUGAUAAAUGCUUAUGACAUGUGCUAAAAUUUUUUUUCAGAAUAGGCCCCGUGCUAACAUUUUUUUUCAGAAUAGGCCCCCAGCGUGCUGUCAUAAUGCAAGCAUAGUGCGAGCACGAAAAGCUACGCAAGCCAUGCCGUCAGAAUGCAGGCAUAAUGCUGUCAUUUUGCCGCCCCGCGAAAUAUAAUUUCAAAUGAAAGCAUAUUGUACGCAUUAUGAAAGUACGGCGUGCAUUGAAUUGAAAUAAAAUAAAUUUAUAUUAUUUUGUAUUUGAGAUGCAAUAAA
Molecule: messenger RNA, 4471 nt
Organism: Phymastichus coffea
Lineage: Eukaryota; Metazoa; Arthropoda; Insecta; Hymenoptera; Eulophidae
Gene: Scm
Product: polycomb protein Scm
Exons: 2
Coding region: 348-2462 (704 amino acids)
Biological process (GO): regulation of DNA-templated transcription
Cellular component (GO): nucleus
Molecular function (GO): zinc ion binding; protein binding
Source: RefSeq, a predicted model, not a curated record